Coniosporium apollinis CBS 100218 is the source of this 870-nucleotide messenger RNA. RefSeq lists its product as uncharacterized. Gene Ontology annotation, cellular component: intracellular anatomical structure. Gene Ontology annotation, molecular function: Atg12 transferase activity. The coding region runs from base 1 to 870 and encodes 289 amino acids. The record is from RefSeq and is a predicted model, not a curated record. NCBI's taxonomy places the organism in Eukaryota, Fungi, Ascomycota, Dothideomycetes. Gene Ontology annotation, biological process: macroautophagy; protein modification by small protein conjugation; protein lipidation. The transcript is spliced from 3 exons.
AUGCCUCACAAUGAGGAUGGUGUGCGCGGCGAGAGGACGACUCCAGAUGCAGAGCCCGUUGCCAUCACCGGCUUCCCCUUCAUUGACCCCGCAGAGUUCCAGCUGGCAGCAGUCAGUUUGGUUGAAGCGUUCAAGCAGAACGGGCAUCGCCAGCACGACUGGGAGUCUGUGCGACUGCUCGAAAGCGAUGAAGCUGCGAUCUUGCGCAUCACCAGGACCGUAAGGCCCAGCAGUGGCAGCAAUGAGCCCUCGCCAGACGGCUCCAGCGAGAUCCCCUCCGACGACGACGAGGUCGAGGAGCACGACGAUGAAGUUUGGACACCUGCGAUAGCAUUUUCGUCAGGAACGCCGUCCGCAGGGACAGUCGUCGUCCAGUACGACAUCGCCCUCUCCCAAACCUAUCUCGUUCCCGUCCUCCACAUCUCCAUCUCCACCAAAACGCCAUCCAGCAACCACCCGAUCACCUCCCUCGACGCCCUCUACGAUCUGCUAGUCCCGCAAGCAUACGCCUCGCAACUGCAACGGGUAGGCGUCGUGGGGGGCAUCUCGAUGUGCCACCACCCGAUAACCUCGUAUCCCGUCUUCUUCGUCCACCCGUGCAACACGGCCGAGGCGCUGCAGGCAGCGCUCCCGUCAGCACAAUCAAAGGCACAGCCAGAACAUCAGCCAAGACCUCAGCCAACGGAGCAGUCAGAAGAUGGGCUCAGCGAGCGGGCAGAUGCACGGCCAGAUGCACGGCCAGAGGCGCAGCAGGAGCGGCCUCGAGUUACUCCGGCGCAGUACCUGCGCCUGUGGAUUGGUGUCGUGGGCGGGUGUGUCGGCUUGCAUGUGCCUGUUGCGCUUGCUGCAGCCGAUGCAGUCGCGGAGUGA